Rhincodon typus (whale shark) is the source of this 1938-nucleotide messenger RNA. RefSeq names its product THO complex subunit 2. The record is from RefSeq and is a predicted model, not a curated record. The annotation marks the transcript as partial. Gene Ontology annotation, cellular component: THO complex part of transcription export complex. NCBI's taxonomy places the organism in Eukaryota, Metazoa, Chordata, Chondrichthyes, Orectolobiformes, Rhincodontidae. Gene Ontology annotation, biological process: mRNA export from nucleus; mRNA processing. The transcript is spliced from 12 exons. Gene Ontology annotation, molecular function: mRNA binding.
UAGUCUAAAUAUGAUGAACUGAAGAAAGCUGAAAAAGGGAACAAACAACAACAAAAAGUUCACAAGUAUAUCAAUGCAUGUGAAUUAGUGAUGGCACCUGUGCAUGAUGCUGUGGUCUCCCUUCAUCCUCCCAAAGUAUGGGAUGACAUCAGCCCUCAGUUCUAUGCCACGUUUUGGUCUCUUUCCAUGUAUGACCUUGCUGUCCCUAAUUCAAGUUAUGACCGAGAAGUAAACAAAUUGAAGGUCCAAAUGAAAGCAAUUGAUGACAAUCAGGAAAUGCCACUAAAUAAGAAAAAGAAAGAAAAAGAACGCUGCACAGCUUUACAAGACAAACUCCAAGAGGAAGAAAAGAAGCAGUUGGAGCAUGCCCAUAGAGUUAUGCAGAGAUUAAAGCUUGAAAAGGACAACUGGCUACUUGCCAAAUCAACCAAAAAUGAGACUAUCACAAAAUUCCUUCAAUUGUGCAUCUUCCCAAGGUGUAUUUUCUCAGCCAUAGAUGCAGUUUACUGCGCUAAGUUUGUAGAAUUAGUUCAUCAGCUGAAGACACCUAACUUUUCGACACUUCUGUGUUAUGAUCGGGUCUUUUCGGACAUUAUUUACACUGUUGCAAGUUGCACAGAAAAUGAGGCCAGCCGGUAUGGAAGGUUUCUCUGUAGCAUGUUGGAGACGGUAACCAAAUGGCACAGUGACAGAACUAUAUAUGAUAAGGAAUGUGGAAAUUACCCAGGGUUUCUCACAAUAUUACGAGCAAGCGGAUUUGAUGGAGGAAACAAGGCUGACCAAUUAGACUAUGAAAAUUUCAGACAUGUUGUACAUAAAUGGCAUUACAAAUUAACCAAAGCAUCUGUGCACUGCCUUGAAACUGGCGAGUAUGUUCACAUCCGGAACAUAUUGAUCGUGUUGACUAAAGUCCUCCCUUGGUAUCCUAAAGUAUUGAAUCUAGGUCAAGCAUUGGAGCGAAGAGUGCAUAAGAUUUGCCAAGAAGAAAAGGAGAAACGACCUGAUCUCUAUGCUCUAGCUAUGGGCUAUUCUGGCCAGUUGAAAAGUAGGAAACCAUACAUGGUUCCUGAAAAUGAAUUCCACCACAAAGAUCCCCCAGCAAGGAGUGCAACGCCUGCAACAGUUCAGAAUGGACCAGGCACGGUCACACAACCUCCUGCAGCAGCCACCAAUGCAGCUAAAGCGGAAGAAGGCACAAAUGAGGAGACUGCAGAUAAAUUAAAGGAGAAAUCUCAGAGUGCCAUUAAAGUUACUAACAAAGCUGCUAAUGCAACACCCAAAGUCACAGCCAGCAAUGGAAGUAAUGCUGUAAAUAGCAACAAAGUAACAAAAGAGAAGGAAGAGAAAGAAAAAAGUGGGAAAGAAAGAGACAAGGAGAAGACCAUUCCAGCUGUCCCUCCAGAGGCAAAAGCAACAGUAAAAGAUGCGAAGGAGAAAUUGAAAGAAGAACGGGCAAACAAAGAGGAAAAAGUACGGGAGACCAAGGAGAAAACACCAAAAGCUGAUAAAGAGAAGGAGAAAGAGAAAAUCAGGAAGGAAGAGAAGCCAGCAAAGGAUGAUAAAUCCAGGUCGACAUCCAGUUGUCCUGAAGCAAAGCUACACUCUGAAAAGGAGAAAGAAAAGGAACCAUCCAAGGAGAGAGAUGCACUAAAGGAAGCCAAAUCCAAAGAAAGUCACACAGGCACUAAAGGAGAAAAAGCAGCUGCUGCUGGGUCCUUGAAGUCCCCAGUUCCACGUUCAGAAUCUUCAGAGUCUGAGAGGGAACAAAAACGACGCAAGCUUGAUUCCCACUCUUCACCAUCACAUUCCACUACUGUAAAGGAUGGUCUCGGAGAUCACAAGGAAUCUUCAGCAAAGCACCAUAGCCCGCAUCACACCAACCAUAGUACAGGCACACAGUCAAAGAGCAAAGAAAGAGAGGUGGAGAAGAAAGAGGUG